Molecule: messenger RNA, 1672 nt
Organism: Humulus lupulus (European hop)
Lineage: Eukaryota; Viridiplantae; Streptophyta; Magnoliopsida; Rosales; Cannabaceae
Product: 4-hydroxy-3-methylbut-2-enyl diphosphate reductase, chloroplastic
Exons: 10
Coding region: 100-1482 (460 amino acids)
Biological process (GO): dimethylallyl diphosphate biosynthetic process; isopentenyl diphosphate biosynthetic process, methylerythritol phosphate pathway
Molecular function (GO): metal ion binding; 4-hydroxy-3-methylbut-2-enyl diphosphate reductase activity
Source: RefSeq, a predicted model, not a curated record
UCGUCCUCGUUGGGGAUAAAAUGCGCACAACCAUUACAAGCACCCCUGACUAGUUUCUCUCCACAAUCUCUGCUAUUGUGCGCACUCCUUCCUACUCCCAUGUCGAUCACUUUCCACCUCUGCCGGAUCCCAACCCGUACCGACCUCGCCUUGCCGGAGGCCCUCUCCAGAACCGGACCCUUCCGCUGCCGAAAACCUUUCGUUGUCCGAUGCUCCGGCGAGUCAUCUUCCACGGCAGGAGAUUCCGACUUCGAUGCGAAAGUGUUCCGCAAGAACUUGGUUCGAAGCAAGAACUACAAUCGGAAAGGUUUUGGCCAUAAGGAAGAGACUCUUCAGCUCAUGAACAGCGAGUACACCAGUGAUAUUAUAAAGACUUUGAAGGAUAACGGGAACGAGUAUAGCUGGGGGAACGUGACUGUGAAAUUGGCCGAAGCUUAUGGGUUUUGCUGGGGUGUGGAGCGAGCUGUCCAGAUUGCUUACGAAGCAAGAAAACAGUUCCCCGAAGAAAAAAUUUGGAUUACAAACGAAAUCAUUCACAAUCCCACAGUCAACAAGAGGCUAGAGGAAAUGAAAGUAGAAAACAUUCCGAUUGGUGAAGGGAGGAAACAAUUCGAGAUUGUAAACGAGGGUGAUGUUGUGAUAUUGCCUGCGUUUGGUGCUGGAGUGGAUGAGAUGUUGGCUUUGAGUGAUAGGAAUGUUCAAAUUGUUGAUACCACAUGUCCAUGGGUUUCCAAGGUUUGGAAUACAGUCGAGAAACAUAAGAAGGCCGAAUACACUUCCAUUAUUCAUGGUAAAUAUGCUCAUGAGGAGACUAUUGCAACUGCAUCUUUUGCUGGAACUUACAUUAUUGUAAAGAACAUGAAAGAGGCAGUGUAUGUGUGUGAUUACAUUCUCGGCGGUCAACUGGAUGGAUCUAGCUCAACUAGAGAGGAGUUUAUGGAGAAAUUUAAGAAUGCUGUUUCUAAGGGAUUCGAUCCUGACGAACAUCUUGUGAAGGUUGGUAUUGCGAAUCAGACCACAAUGCUCAAGGGGGAAACCGAAGAGAUUGGGAAACUGGUUGAGAGGGCUAUGAUGCAAAAGUAUGGAGUGGAAAACAUUAAUGAACACUUCCAAAGCUUUAACACAAUUUGCGAUGCGACCCAAGAGCGUCAAGAUGCAAUGUACAAGUUGGUGGAGGAACCUAUUGAUCUUAUGUUAGUUGUUGGAGGAUGGAACUCGAGUAACACCUCUCAUCUACAAGAGAUUGCAGAGGAACGUGGUAUUCCCUCAUAUUGGAUCGACAGUGAACAGAGAAUAGGUCCUGGAAACAAAAUAGCCUACAAGCUAAAUCAUGGAGAGUUGGUUGAGAAAGAGAACUGGUUACCAGAGGGUCCCAUCACGAUUGGUGUAACAUCAGGUGCUUCUACUCCAGAUAAGGUUGUUGAAGAUGUUCUCAUCAAGGUGUUUGACCUUAAACGCGAAGAAGCUUUGCAACUUGCUUAGUUUAAGUUAGACUCAAUGUUUGUACAUCACCAGACAGCGCUAUCAUAUAGCAUUAUUAUUGUAUUUCUAGGAUGAAAUGUUGGGUCCUUGUUAUGCAAGAGCUCCAUGUAUCUAAGAAUAUUAAUCGUCGUAUAGUAGUAGAAAUCACGUUGUUAUUAUUGAAAGUGAUCUAAUAAGUUCUUUGAAUCUA